UUUUAAGUAUAAAAUAUUUCAAGAUUGGAAUUUAGUUGUGAAAUUUUGUUCGAAGUGAAUAAAUACCAAAAUUUAUUAGUGAAAUAGUGUAGUGAAUUUUUUUCCGAAUUGAAUAAAUUUUUUCCCUAAAUAUGGAUAAAUAUUACUCAUCAACCGUUGCAUCAUGGUAUGCAGGAAAAAAUAUAUUCAUAACUGGUGCAACCGGAUUUAUGGGAAAAGUUUUAGUGGAAAAAUUAUUACGAUGCUGUCCACAAGUUCAAAGUAUCUAUAUUUUAUUGCGAAAUAAACAUGGAUAUGAUCACAUUCAACGUUUGGAAACAUUAUUAAACUUUCCAAUUUUUGCAAAUAUUCGCGAAUCCGAUCCAAAUCAAUUGACAAAAAUUGUUCCAUUAGCUGGUGAUGUUUCCUUACCAAAUUUAGGAUUAUCAAAAGAAGAUGCUGAUACGUUAAGGAAAAAUGUUACAGUUGUUUUUCAUUGCGCUGCAAAUGUUCGAUUCGAUCAAAAAUUAGCAAAUGCAAUAAAUUUUAAUACAGGUGGUACACAUCGUGUGUUACAGCUGGUUGAUACAUUUAAACAAAUUCAUGCUUUUAUUCAUGUAUCAACAGCAUAUUGUCACUGUGAUAUUGAUGAAUUAGAAGAAAUCGAAUAUCCUACACCACAUCCACCGGAAGGUGUGAUCGAUAUGUGUGCAUGGAUGCCUCAACAAGCGUUAGAAAAAAUCACACCAAUUUUAUUAGAUUCUCAACCGAACACUUAUGCUUAUUCAAAAUGUUUAUCUGAAGGUUUUGUUUCACAAUACAGUUGUAAAUUCCCUGUUGCGAUUGUUAGACCUUCAAUUGUAACGGCAGCAUGGAAUGAACCGCUUCCUGGCUGGAUUGAUAAUUUAAAUGGACCAACAGGAUUACUUGUUGGCGCCGGAAAGGGUGUUAUACGUUCAAUGCAUUGUAAUGAAAAUUAUAAUGCUGAUAUAAUGCCCGUGGAUAUUGCCAUUAAUGCUGUAAUUGUUUCAGCGUGGCAUGUUGGUAUAACCAGACCGAAUAAAGCAUUUGUAUGUAAUGUUACAUCAUCAAGUGAUAAUCCAAUCACAUGGGGCCAAUGUUUGGAUAUGGGUCGUAAACAUCUUUAUAAUCACCCGUUCAGUGUGUGCUUAUGGUAUCCGGAUGGAUCUAUUAAGAAAAAUAAAUUUUAUCAUAUGCUAUGUGUAGUUUUCUUCCAUUUAAUACCAGCAUACUUUAUUGAUGGCCUCUUACUCCUGCUACGGAAAAAACCAUUCAUGGUGCGUGUACAAGAACGAAUCCAAGGUGGUUUAGAUGUAUUACAAUAUUACACAACAAAACAAUGGAAAUUCUCGAAUAAAAAUUUUAAAAUGUUAAAUAAUUUAUUAAUCAAAGAAGAUAAAACUGUUUUUAACAUGAACUGUAUGGAGAUCGACUGGGAUUUGUAUACGUUAAAAUAUGUAUUAGGUGCACGAGAAUAUUGUGUUAAAGAGAGUCCAGAAACAUUACCACAAGCCAGAAAAUUAUUGAAAAGGUUGUAUUAUUUGGAUCGAAUAACAAAUGUGUGUUUCAUUGUAUUUUUAAUGUGGAUUGUAUACAGUUGUUUUGGACCACUUUUAUCUACAAUUGAUUAUGGAUUUAAAUCAAUUAUUGGA
This is a messenger RNA of Chrysoperla carnea, 1652 nucleotides long. RefSeq names its product putative fatty acyl-CoA reductase CG5065. The transcript is spliced from 10 exons. Lineage: Eukaryota; Metazoa; Arthropoda; Insecta; Neuroptera; Chrysopidae. Gene Ontology annotation, biological process: long-chain fatty-acyl-CoA metabolic process. The record is from RefSeq and is a predicted model, not a curated record. Gene Ontology annotation, cellular component: peroxisome. The annotation marks the transcript as partial. Gene Ontology annotation, molecular function: alcohol-forming very long-chain fatty acyl-CoA reductase (NADP+) activity.